This is a messenger RNA of Piliocolobus tephrosceles (Ugandan red Colobus), 4315 nucleotides long. RefSeq names its product phospholipase C like 2 (gene PLCL2). The transcript has 7 exons. Gene Ontology annotation, biological process: gamma-aminobutyric acid signaling pathway; release of sequestered calcium ion into cytosol; phosphatidylinositol metabolic process. The record is from RefSeq and is a predicted model, not a curated record. Bases 97 to 3462 code for a protein of 1121 amino acids. Lineage: Eukaryota; Metazoa; Chordata; Mammalia; Primates; Cercopithecidae. Gene Ontology annotation, molecular function: GABA receptor binding; inositol 1,4,5 trisphosphate binding; phosphatidylinositol-4,5-bisphosphate phospholipase C activity.
GGAGAGGAGGAGGGGCCGCGCGCGGCGGCCCGAGGCGGCGGCGGGGACGCGGGGACGCGAGGACGCGGCUUUGUGCAGGCGGGUCGCGGGGCGCCCAUGGCGGAGUGCGGCCGGGGGGGCGCCGCCGGCGGGGCCCUGCCCACCUCCCCGGGCCCAGCCCUCGGCGCCAAGGGCGCCCUGAAAGCCGGAGUAGGGGAAGGCGGUGGCGGGGGAGGUCGCCUCGGCCACGGGCGGGCGCGCUAUGACAGCGGCGGGGUUUCCAACGGAGACUGCAGCCUCGGCGUGUCCGGCGACGAAGCCCGGGCCAGCCCUGCCAGGGGACCCCGCGGCGUUGCGCUCGCCCCGACCCCCAGCGCGGUUGUCUGUCCCGUCCCCCGGGAGAGCAAGCCGGGCGGCCUGCCCCGCCGGAGCAGCAUCAUCAAGGAUGGUACAAAACAGAAGAGGGAACGGAAGAAGACAGUCUCUUUCAGCAGCAUGCCAACAGAGAAGAAGAUCAGCAGUGCAAGUGAUUGUAUUAAUUCAAUGGUUGAGGGUUCAGAACUCAAAAAGGUUCGCUCCAACUCUAGAAUUUAUCAUAGGUACUUUUUACUGGAUGCCGACAUGCAGAGCCUAAGGUGGGAGCCAUCUAAGAAGGAUUCCGAGAAAGCCAAGAUUGACAUUAAAUCCAUCAAGGAAGUGAGAACAGGAAAAAACACAGACAUAUUCCGCAGCAAUGGCAUUUCUGACCAGAUAUCUGAAGAUUGUGCAUUUUCUGUCAUAUAUGGAGAGAAUUAUGAGUCACUGGAUUUGGUUGCCAACUCCGCAGAUGUUGCAAACAUCUGGGUUACAGGACUGCGGUACCUAAUUUCUUAUGGAAAACAUACACUUGAUAUGUUAGAAAGUAGCCAAGAUAACAUGAGGACUUCUUGGGUUUCACAAAUGUUUAGUGAAAUCGAUGUAGAUAACCUUGGACAUAUAACUCUGUGUAAUGCUGUGCAAUGUAUCAGAAACCUCAAUCCCGGUUUAAAAACAAGCAAAAUUGAGCUUAAGUUCAAAGAAUUGCAUAAAUCAAAGGACAAAGCUGGUACCGAGGUCACAAAGGAAGAAUUUAUUGAGGUUUUUCAUGAGCUUUGUACUAGACCUGAAAUUUAUUUCCUUUUAGUUCAGUUUUCAAGCAAUAAAGAAUUCCUUGAUACCAAGGACCUUAUGAUGUUUCUUGAGGCAGAACAGGGUGUGGCACAUAUAAAUGAGGAAAUAAGCCUUGAAAUUAUUCACAAAUAUGAGCCAUCCAAAGAGGGUCAGGAAAAGGGCUGGCUGUCCAUAGAUGGGUUCACUAAUUACCUUAUGUCACCUGACUGUUAUAUAUUUGAUCCAGAACAUAAGAAGGUCUGUCAGGAUAUGAAGCAACCUCUGUCUCAUUACUUUAUAAAUUCAUCUCAUAAUACAUACUUAAUAGAGGAUCAGUUCCGAGGUCCCUCCGACAUCACAGGAUAUAUUCGAGCUCUUAAAAUGGGUUGCCGGAGUGUUGAAUUAGAUGUAUGGGAUGGGCCAGACAAUGAACCUGUAAUUUACACAGGCCACACCAUGACCUCUCAGAUAGUUUUCCGCAGUGUCAUCGAUAUUAUUAACAAGUAUGCAUUCUUUGCUUCAGAGUAUCCUCUUAUCUUGUGUUUAGAAAACCACUGUUCCAUUAAACAACAGAAGGUAAUGGUUCAGCACAUGAAGAAACUUUUAGGAGACAAGCUCUAUACAACAUCACCCAAUGUUGAGGAAUCUUAUCUACCAUCCCCAGAUGUCCUGAAAGGGAAAAUACUAAUUAAAGCAAAGAAGCUGUCCUCAAAUUGCUCUGGGGUAGAAGGAGAUGUUACUGAUGAAGAUGAAGGAGCGGAAAUGUCUCAGAGGAUGGGAAAAGAAAACGUGGAGCAACCCAACAAUGUGCCUGUGAAGCGAUUUCAGCUUUGUAAAGAACUAUCUGAACUGGUCAGCAUCUGCAAAUCAGUUCAGUUCAAGGAAUUUCAGGUGUCAUUUCAGGUUCAGAAGUAUUGGGAAGUCUGUUCGUUUAAUGAAGUGCUUGCCAGCAAGUACGCCAAUGAAAAUCCAGGGGACUUUGUAAAUUACAACAAGCGUUUUCUUGCUCGGGUUUUUCCCAGUCCAAUGAGAAUUGACUCCAGUAACAUGAACCCUCAAGAUUUUUGGAAAUGUGGUUGCCAAAUUGUAGCCAUGAACUUUCAGACACCAGGACUGAUGAUGGACCUGAAUAUUGGCUGGUUUAGGCAGAACGGAAACUGUGGCUAUGUCCUCCGGCCAGCCAUCAUGAGGGAGGAGGUCUCCUUCUUCAGUGCCAAUACAAAAGACUCUGUCCCAGGGGUCUCACCUCAACUUCUUCACAUUAAAAUCAUCAGUGGGCAGAACUUUCCCAAGCCCAAAGGAUCAGGUGCCAAAGGUGAUGUGGUGGAUCCUUAUGUCUAUGUUGAAAUCCAUGGAAUCCCUGCUGAUUGUGCAGAACAAAGGACAAAAACAGUGCACCAGAAUGGAGAUGCUCCCAUUUUUGAUGAAAGCUUUGAAUUUCAAAUCAACCUGCCUGAACUGGCCAUGGUGCGCUUUGUAGUGCUGGAUGAUGACUACAUCGGGGAUGAAUUCAUCGGCCAGUAUACAAUUCCCUUUGAAUGUUUACAGACGGGCUACCGCCAUGUCCCCCUGCAGUCCUUAACUGGAGAGGUCCUUGCACAUGCUUCUUUAUUUGUCCACGUGGCUAUUACUAACCGAAGAGGAGGAGGGAAGCCUCAUAAAAGGGGCCUUUCUGUGAGAAAAGGGAAGAAAUCCAGGGAAUAUGCAUCUUUGAGAACGUUGUGGAUUAAAACUGUGGAUGAGGUAUUCAAGAAUGCCCAGCCCCCUAUACGGGAUGCCACAGAUCUGAGAGAAAACAUGCAGAAUGCGGUGGUGUCAUUCAAGGAGCUGUGUGGUCUGUCCUCUGUGGCCAAUCUCAUGCAGUGCAUGUUGGCGGUGUCCCCCCGCUUUCUGGGGCCUGAUAACACACCCCUAGUGGUCCUGAAUCUCAGCGAGCAGUACCCCACAAUGGAGCUGCAGGGAAUUGUGCCGGAGGUUCUGAAGAAGAUCGUAACAACUUAUGACAUGAUGAUUCAGUCCCUCAAGGCGUUGAUUGAAAAUGCAGAUGCUGUAUAUGAAAAGAUUGUACAUUGUCAGAAGGCAGCCAUGGAAUUCCAUGAACACUUGCACAGCAUAGGCACCAAGGAAGGUUUGAAGGAAAGAAAGCUACAAAAAGCAGUGGAGAGCUUUACCUGGAAUAUUACCAUCUUAAAGGUCAUGGCUCACCUCCACUGUCUGGAGACUCCAAAGGCUGCUCCUGAACGCUCACCCUACCUCUGCCACCAGAGUUGCCAGCUCUGUGCCAGACGAGGCCACUGUCGUACUACAUGGUGGACUUUAGCCCUUCCCAUGGCCAGGGACAAGCAGAUCUUUUGAAAUAUGCUAAGAAUGAGACUUUGGAAAACCUGAAACAAAUCCAUUUUGCUGCUGUUUCAUGUGGACUGAAUAAACCAGGCACUGAAAAUGCUGAUGUCCAGAAGCCACGCCGGAGCUUGGAAGUCAUACCUGAAAAAGCAAAUGAUGAAACUGGAGAAUGAGGAAACUUACAAUAAAUCAUUAUGGAGUUUAUAACUCUAGGACCAAUUGUAGUCAGAUGGGACAUUGGCUUUGCACUCGCUAAUGAGAAUAAUAUUCGGGAUUUUAAAGCACAACUGGAAUAGCUAAUUACAGUCUAUUAAAACUGUGAAUGUAUGUAGCAAUCCUGCGUGUGAAGGCAAAUAAACUCUAUAGCAAGCAAUUAUAUUGCUGGCCAAAAUAUGCUAUAUUUGUAUACAAAGACAUUCUAACUCAGUUCCAGUAUGAAGAACAGAUUAUUCACUCUAGCUCCAUUGAGAAACAUUUUCCUAAGUGAAAACAAUUUCUUAAGAUGGAAAUGGAUUGGAUUGUCAAAUUAUUAUUUAUUGGAGAAAAAACCUGAUCUACGCAUUUUUACUUAUGUGGGGUUGCCAGAGUAUCUGGGUUCUAGAUGAUUUUGGUGGCAUGCUUGCUGAGCCAUAAUUACUAAGGAGAAUGUAAGUGGACAGGUUCCCUGCAUCCUCGGGGUCCUUGGAGAGCCAUCGAGGAGAAUGUGCAAUUGGACUGAAGCUCCCUGGCUGAAGAUACAUGCCGACUCAGCACAUGGGUAGAGAUGAUGUAAAAGCAACAAAUCUGGAAACAAUACAUUGUAAAUAGUUUUUCAUUGUAUGAAGUAGUGUUCACAUUAAAAAGAUGUUUUAUGAUAUUUCUCCAA